AUGGAUAUCGAUAAUGAGGAGGAAGAAGGUGAUACCGAUUUUGAUCAUAAACAAAAAGUUGAUACUAAACAACAACAUGAUGAAAAUAAAAAAUAUCAAUGCCAGAUUAGAAACAAGAUCAAUUGUAACAAAAAUAAAAAAUAA
Molecule: messenger RNA, 144 nt
Organism: Dictyostelium discoideum AX4
Lineage: Eukaryota; Evosea; Eumycetozoa; Dictyosteliales; Dictyosteliaceae
Exons: 1
Coding region: 1-144 (47 amino acids)
Source: RefSeq, a predicted model, not a curated record